Molecule: messenger RNA, 649 nt
Organism: Chrysoperla carnea
Lineage: Eukaryota; Metazoa; Arthropoda; Insecta; Neuroptera; Chrysopidae
Product: transmembrane protein 242
Exons: 4
Coding region: 159-608 (149 amino acids)
Source: RefSeq, a predicted model, not a curated record
GAGCUGCAAAUUCAUUGUUGCAGUUUCAAAUUAGUUUAAUGUGAUUGAAAAUUAAAAAAUUGUAAGUCGUGUUAUUGUAACAAGUAAUUAACCAACAAUUGUUUUAUUUAUCAAUAAUUAGACCUAACCUAUAAAAAUACGAAACAGCAAAUGAAACUAUGGAUAAAAACUUAACAGAAAAUGUUAAAGCCAAAACAAACGAAGAUAAUUUUAAGUUAAAAGCCGGAGUUUUUUUUGCUUCGGUCGCUGGUUUAUCAGCCGCUAUUGGCUUUGGAACAACUCUUGCAGCUGCUAAAAAACAAGAUCCGAAAUAUUUUGAUAAAGGCGUUGUAGGUUCUAUUGGAAUGACUGAUACAGGAGCUGGCUUAGCACUUCGUGCAUUAGGAUGGGGGACAGUAUUUGCUUUUGGUGGUUGCGGUAUUUUAUUUUAUUCUAUUUGGAAACUAUCAGGCGCUAGAGAUCUUAAAGAAUUUCGAGUGAAAAUGGGAGAAAUAUUACCGAGGCUUACGAAAACUGAUCCACCAACCAGCCGUACUGAAUUCUCAAAUUUGACUGACUUAUUAACUUAUUUAAGUGCGGAUUAUGGAAAAAGUAAACCUAAAAGCUAGCUAGUCACUUAUUUAUACGUAUAAUAAAACUGUUAAAAUAA